GCACUCCGCUCUCUCUUCACUUCAACAACCACAAGAAUAACUUCAAGAGACAGCCAAUAUGAUGCGCAUCUUUUACUCCAACCACUGCCACUUCAAGCAGCUACCCGAUUGCUUUUGGCACCAACGCAACUCUCCGGCUCUCAUCCAUCUCGAGUCUUUCGUCGCUCCCUGUCGAUACCCAUGGAGAUCCUCAACAACGAACCAAUAGACCUUUGCGUGGAGAUUCCGCCGACAGGCUAUAUAAUAGAUAAGCCCGCCUUGGAAGGAGAAGGAGAUCAACCAUUUGCUUGCCCGCAUUCGAGCUGCGAUGGCUUCACGUUUGAAACGGUAGAGGAAUGCCGCAUCCACGAGGAUGACUGGCACAACCCUCCAUACUUCUGUUCCGAGUGCGACUCAACUUUUGCUGCGAGACCGGCUUUGAAGAGGCACUUCAAGGCCAGCGGGCACUUUAAUUGGAUCUGCCUCGAGGACAAAUGCGAUUUGAAAGGCACCUUGUUUGCCAGUCAAUCCGAGUUUGUGAUCCACGCCCUAAACACUCCAGGUCAUGAGCAUUUAUUCCCCGAAGAGCCUCUCAGCAGCCCAGUUUCCGUGAAGAAGAUUAACUAUGCUGAAGUUGCCAAUCUAAUGGAGGGAGAAACAACGGAGGAGUGUUUGUCGGAAGAAGAGGGUGAAAGGUGCACAGAGCCAUCCUGUCGCCGGUACCAGCGAGUGUUCUACACUGAAAGCGAAUUUACUCGACAUCAAGAGUCGCACAACCAUGUCAACGCCACCGAGUUUCUUCGAGAAUCUGGAAAGUCGAUCGCUGAUAUCAUGGCUGAGCAAGAAGCUGCUAGAGAAUUCCGGUGCACUGUCGAGGGCUGUCCAAAAUACGGAGAGAAGCUGAAGACCAGCCAAAGCUUCCAUAGGCAUAUUGCGACGGAACAGCAUCUUCACCCACGCCCACCAACCGAUCCAACGUCUCCAACCUCCGAGAUCCGGCUCGGGUUUGCUCAAAUAAGUCUUGAGUGCGACGAGCCGGAGUGUCCGAAGUUCCAGCACUCUUUCUUCAACAAGGGAAACCACACGAAGCAUACCAAGUCAGUUGCGCAUUGCAAAGCGGUAGAGUAUGGAAAUUGGAAGAGAUCUCUGGGCAGCUCCAGUGCUAGAGACCAGGAGAACACGAAGAUCCAGACUCCUGAGAAGCAGAAGCCAGCUGGAAUAGCGGUACCGCCGUCGACUCCCGAAAUUUGGACCCGGAGCUUGUUUACUCCUAUCAGUCCGCCAGCUACCGACUCUACAUAUGCCCGACCUACUCAGUUCGUCACCCCUACGAAGCGGCCGGUUCAAGACAUUGCCCUCAUGACGCCACCAUCGUGGAGGGAAGAGAACUUGAGAAAGAGGAAUCGAGAAUUGGAAGAUGAGUUGGAGCGCAUGAAGGACAAAAUGGACCGGAUGAGAGCCGCUUACCAGGAGCAAAUAAGCUCCUUGUUCCAGACUCUCGGAGAAACCAAAGACCGCAACAGGCGAUGAAGUUGUGCAAAUUUUUGCCUUUAUGGGUUGGAGACUGAGAUGACGGAUUGAUCUGUAAAGGAGCUGUUUGUCUUUGCUUUGCCCGAAUGACUGUGCUGGAUGAGAACAUGAUGGUAUAAGCAUUUCUGACUGGUGGAUUUUAUUCACAGACGUUGUACAAUAGGGAUUUUAGGCAGGAAGCGGUUUAACGUAGGAUGUGAACAAGGAGAUGCGCUUUGAGUUGCCGGAUUGGGUGUUUGACGCAGAUUCAAGGCGCUGCCUAUGUAUGUCCUUUGCUUCUCAAUGAUACGAGACUGUUACUCAUAGAUGGAAAGC
Messenger RNA from Trichoderma harzianum CBS 226.95, 1824 nucleotides. RefSeq lists its product as hypothetical. The transcript has a single exon. Bases 181 to 1509 code for a protein of 442 amino acids. Lineage: Eukaryota; Fungi; Ascomycota; Sordariomycetes; Hypocreales; Hypocreaceae. The record is from RefSeq and is a predicted model, not a curated record.